Messenger RNA from Sardina pilchardus (European sardine), 1569 nucleotides. Its product is annotated as trans-1,2-dihydrobenzene-1,2-diol dehydrogenase-like. The transcript is spliced from 7 exons. Gene Ontology annotation, molecular function: nucleotide binding. Lineage: Eukaryota; Metazoa; Chordata; Actinopteri; Clupeiformes; Clupeidae. Bases 246 to 1208 code for a protein of 320 amino acids. The record is from RefSeq and is a predicted model, not a curated record.
CCCCAUGCCCCCACCCAAACUCCUCUCCUCUUCCUGUGCAUAUGGAUAUGCAUAUAUAGCCAGCUGUGGAGACACAGUCGGUCUCUGUUCUGGACAGCUGUGUGUGUGUGUGUGUGGUGUGUGGUGUGGUUUGAUUGAUAGCCAGGUGGACUUCGGCGCGACAUUCCCAGAACAGCCUAACUCACCUCACCUUCACUCUCCCCGUGCCUCCCGUAGGCUGGCAGAGCGGCGGCAAUUCGUCCGACAUGGCAACGCGCUGGGGCAUCUGUGGAGCGGGGAAGAUCAGCCAUGACUGGAACGUGGCGAUGAAGACACUUCCUGCCGAGGAACACCAGGUUGUGGCUGUAGCUGCUAGAAGCCUGGAGCGUGCACAGGACUUUGCCAAAAAGCACAGCAUCCCCAAGGCUUAUGGUAGCUAUGAAGAGCUCGCCAAAGACCCUAACAUCGCGGGCCUUCCCCACUCUCUAGUAAUCGACUACGAGACCACUGAUUCAGUUAGACUCAGUCCAGCUCCUUUCACAGGAACCUCCUAUGUGCUGCCCUCUUACGUGCGCUCCCUCUUGUGGCAGGGCAUCUGGUCGCGCUGCUUCCCCGUGCAGAGGGAGGUGAGCCGGCUGCUGGCCGAGGAGGCGCUGGGGGAGGUGAAGGUGGUCAAGGCCUACUUCGGCUCCCCGCAGCUGCACAUCCCGCGCUCCGUGGAGAAGGAGCUGGGGGGAGGUGCCCUGCUGGACAUCGGCGUGUACUGCUUGCAGUUUGUGCUCUUGGCCUUCCAGGGGGAGAGGCCAGAGUCCAUCCACGCCACGGGACACCGCCUAGAGUCAGGGGUGGAUGAGGUCAUGUUUGUGGUGCUGAAGUUCUCCAGGAACCGCAUUGGCCUUUGCGGGUUCUCCAUUGGUGUUCCCCUGCCCAACGAUGCCACCAUCAGUGGCACAAAGGGAUCCAUCAGGAUCCCCUCUCCCAUGUGGUGCCCUUCAGCCCUGGUGGUGAAUGGGAAGGAGACGGAGUACCCGCUGCCUGAGCCCUGCAUGCCCAUGAACUUCACCAACAGUACCGGCCUACGCUACGAGGCCCAGGAGGUGCGCCAGUGUCUGCUCAAAGGAUUGAAGGAGAGCAUCAGGAUGCCUUUGGCUGAUUCCGCCCUUCUGACAGAGGUCAUGGACGAGGCCAGAAGACAAGUGGGAGUGGUCUUCAGCCAAGACAGCCAAUGACCACUUGGUGACUUUAGCAUUUCCUGACAACUGAAUGAUAUUGCCUGGUGUGAAACAUCCAGCUGUUAUCAGGCCUUGUCCAAUGAUGAGUGGAACCAUGUCCGGUGAUGGGUGUGAUUUUGUACUGUCGUGAUUUAUGCUAAUGUCAGAUACAUGAGAAGCAGCUUGAAUAAAUCAUUCAAACCUCAAUCCUGACCAUCAAGUAUUUGGUACAAGAAUGUACCAAUCCCCUGUUCUGUUUGUACAUGUAGAUAUUUCUGCAGCCGUAGAAAGCUGAUAGUACAGUAGAUGACUAUUCUGAUUGUACUGAUAAGUAGCCUACUGAUAGAUGUCUAUCUUAAUAUCUGUUCUGUAAGUUGCU